This is a messenger RNA of Annulohypoxylon truncatum, 947 nucleotides long. Its product is annotated as UBC-like protein. Gene Ontology annotation, cellular component: nucleus. Lineage: Eukaryota; Fungi; Ascomycota; Sordariomycetes; Xylariales; Hypoxylaceae. Gene Ontology annotation, biological process: DNA damage tolerance; protein K63-linked ubiquitination. The transcript is spliced from 4 exons. The coding region runs from base 234 to 662 and encodes 142 amino acids. The record is from RefSeq and is a predicted model, not a curated record.
CGGGACCUUCCAUCCAGGUACAUGUAUUGUACCGUAGUCGCACCCGACUUUCAACCCCACCAUCCCGCAUCAUUUAUCUUUAUCGCUGUAAGGCUGCGUUACCUAUCUUCUCUCCUACACAUUCAAAGGCUCCGGCAACACAAAUAUCUACAAGACGAAGAGAAUUAGAUUUAAGAACCUCACCUGAUCGAGAACGCGUCCCCUUACUCGAUACGUACCAGAUUAUAUCCAAGAUGGGUGCUAAGGUCCCCCGAAAUUUCCGUCUCUUGGAGGAAUUAGAAAAGGGAGAGAAAGGAUUGGGAGCUGAGGCAUGCUCUUAUGGCUUAGAUAACCCGGAAGAUCUCCUAAUGUCCGACUGGAACGGCACUAUCUUAGGACCACCCCACAGCGUACACGAGAACCGAAUCUACUCCGUGAAGAUGCACUGCGGCGAUCAAUACCCCGACAAGCCACCUACGAUUCAGUUUGUCAGCCAAGUCAACCUCCCAUGUGUCAACCAGAAGAAUGGGAUGGUAGACCCGACCCAAUUACCCUGCCUAGCGAACUGGAAGCGAGACAAUACCAUGGAGACCAUUCUGAUUGAGCUUCGAAGAUACAUGGCAUCGAGCCAGUGCAAGAAGCUUCCCCAACCACCCGAAGGAUCAGUUUACCCCGGCCAUUGAAGUGUUGGCAUAAACAAGCUUGCGAUGAGAAGGUUGAAUUUGACAGACAACACGCAACCUCCAGCAUCAUGCGUAGUAGGCAUAUUCAAGGGUCUAAGAAGAGGCCCGGAUUCUGAUCUCGUUAUUUCCUUUUUCUAGUAUGACUGUACUAGUUCUUGUUAGACCACCUCAUUGCAUCAUAGCGAGGCCAGAACCACCGCGGAGGAGUCUCCAGUUGAAAGGGGUGGAAGGUCAAGCCCUGGAGUUCGGCAUGAAUCAACAAUGAAUAAACACUAUCCCCAACUA